Messenger RNA from Bursaphelenchus okinawaensis, 1819 nucleotides. NCBI's taxonomy places the organism in Eukaryota, Metazoa, Nematoda, Chromadorea, Rhabditida, Aphelenchoididae. The record is from the annotation of a GenBank genome assembly.
AUGGGUCGACAUCCGUUUGGGAGCCAACUCAGAAGGCCGAAACCCGGCUAUGUAACUACCGCGGUCGGCGAACGUACUAACACUAGCUUUGAAAUCUUUAUUGCUCAAAUUACUGAUGGUACUUUCUGUGAGUUAGGAUUUUUUUUUUAGCCUAUUUUUAGGUAAUUCAGGAGGAUUUUCGGAAGUUUCUUUGAUUUUAGGUAGUUUUGAAGAAGGAUAAUAUUAUUUUUACAUUUUCUUCUUCUCCUCAAGCUGAUUUUUAUAAUUUUCUGCGAUUCCAUAAAGUUUUGAAAAUGGAUAAUAAUAUUUUUAAAGUUUUAGUUUGAAAAACGAUGAAAACAUUAAGUUAUUUUCAUGUUUUAUUUGAUUUUAUAAAUUUUAUCUGUUUUUCAGGCGAAAUUGGCGUAACCAGAGUCGAUGGUCAAGACUACAUUGUCAAAAUGACUCGAACCAAACAUUCGUACGAACGUGAGGUAAGUUUAUAUUUUUGAUUAGUUUCUUUGAUGUUUAGGUAAGAAGAUGUUGCUGAAGAUUUAUGGUCGAGUUUUGGUGCUAUUGAAGUUUUUUGGAGUGGGAAAAUUGAGAAUUCAGGCUUUCGAUGUUAAAAAAUGGCAAAACAGAUAAUUUUUGUUGUAAAACAGCAAAGUUUCAAGGGUUUUUAUCAAUUUUUUAACAGAUUCACGUUAAAAUAACUUUUUUAAAACAAUUCUGUAUAUUUUAGAGCAUCUUUAGAUAUUCUAAAGCUAAUUUAGAUAUGUUAGAGCUACGUUUUAUCUAUAUUAACCUUCUAACUCCAUGUUAUUGUAGGUACAAGUACUGUUGAGACUGAAGCGAUCAAAGGUUAAGGCCGGACCGGAUUUGUUUGACUAUGGUUUUGUGGAUUAUCGUGGAGGGUACUACUUUGUCGUGACAGAGAUGUUGUGGUUCGAUUUGGACGAAAUUCAUCGACUUGGACGUUUUUACACCAAGCAGACUCAGCUGAGGUUGGCUAUUGGGGUAAGUCUUCGUUUUUCUUUAUUUGAGUGAUUUUGUAGGUAAUAAAGGGUUUUUGAAUGUUUUUUAUGUGAUUUUAUAUUGCUUUUCAGAAGAUCAGAGCGCUUCAACGGCUUCACGAAAACGGUGUUGUAGUAAGUGAUAUUAAAAAUGCCAAUUUCUGCUUCACCAGACCUGAUUCCGAGGAUCCAUUCAAAGUUUACUUUGUUGACUUUGGCCAAGCCACUUUUUACGAAAAAGAAGACAUGAUCGACAUGGAGGACUACAUUUAUGGCCAGAAUCUCAGAUAUGAUCGGUUGUCUAAGCUUAAUCGCUCCAGAAGUUAUGUUGUAUCACCUACGGUAAGGUUUUUUAUUUUUUUUUGUUUUAGGUAGGAAAAGGUGGAGAUAUUGAAAAAAAGCUGUUUUAAGAGUUUUUUAUACCUAAAAUUUGAAAAAAGUUAAAUUUUUUACAGGUCCGCGUGCCCUACGACGAUCUGGAAGCCUUCUUGUAUGUAACAGCUGGUGCCAGAACUGAAAUGUUAGGCCAAAAGAUGAAAUGCUUUGAAAUGGAACAUUACGAAGAAACUCGGGAUUGGUUUCUGCACGAAUACCAAGGUGUCUACAGAAUUAUGUGCGAAACUAAGCGAUCCGAAUUCCCACGCUACGACGAUAUUGUGGAAGAGUUGGAGAAGCAGCUGGACAAGCAGGUUUUGAGAGAAGAACGAGUAAACCAUUACAGCAUGUUCACCAGAGAAGGCUACGAACCCAUGGUGGUGGGUGAUCGUGGUGUGCCAACUGAGAUUCGCUGGUUCUUGCCAAACAGACCUCAAAGGUCGGUGGCUUGA